CCUCGUUCCCAGGGUACCGCAAAGAUUACGAAGUUGGUUUUUGAACGUUUUGAUCGUAGUUUUGAUAUCGUCGUCGGGAUGUCUGCGUUAGUUUUUUAAGAUAACCUGUGACACGAUAACACCUAGAUUUAACUGUGUAUAUUUACACGAGAUGAAGCCUGGAUUUCACAAGAUCGAACUCAAUAGGACAGUAUGGGAAGUUCCGACGAGGUACAUCAAUUUGGCACCCAUCGGCGUUGGGGCCUAUGGGCAAGUUUGUUCUGCCCUGGACACAGAACGCAGGCAAAAGGUAGCAAUAAAGAAACUUUCAAGGCCGUUCCAGUCAGCCAUUCACGCCAAGAGGACGUACCGAGAGCUGCGUUUGCUCAAGCACAUGGAUCAUGAAAAUGUGAUAGGCCUUCUAGACGUAUUCACGCCGUCUACGACCCUAGAAGAUUUCCAGGAUGUAUACCUCGUAAACCACCUAAUGGGUUCAGACUUGAACAAUAUCAUUCGAACACAGAAGCUGAGUGACGAGCACGUUCAGUUUCUUGUCUAUCAGAUUCUUCGUGGGCUCAAGUACAUCCAUUCAGCUGGAAUCAUACAUAGGGAUCUGAAACCCAGCAAUAUAGCAGUCAACGAGGACUGCGAGCUCAAGAUACUGGACUUUGGUCUGGCACGACAUGCAGAAGUGGAAAUGACUGGGUACGUGGCCACACGCUGGUAUCGUGCCCCCGAAAUCAUGCUCAACUGGAUGCACUAUAAUCAAACAGUGGACAUCUGGUCCGUAGGAUGCAUCAUGGCAGAGCUUAUCACCUCCAAGACCCUGUUCCCUGGCAACGAUCACAUUGAUCAGCUGAUGCGGAUCAUGAGAGUCGUGGGCACUCCGGACACCUUCUUACUCAUGAAAAUGACCAGCGAGGAGGCAAGAAACUACAUUCGAAGUCUGCCAGUGAUGCGCAAAAAGAAUUUUACAGAGGUGUUCCAGGGUGCUAACUCUGUGGCCAUUGACCUGUUGGAGCGCAUGCUUGAGUUGGACGCAGAUCGGCGACCAACGGCCACCGAGGCUUUGGCCCACCCGUACCUGGCCAGUCUGGCCGACCCCUCGGAUGAGCCUACAGCCGAGCCCUGUGACCAGUCCUUCGAAGAGAGAGACCUCGCGGUGCAGGAAUGGAAACAAAUGGUGCACAAAGAAGUGAUCAUGUUCGAGCCCAAGAUCAGACAGAUCAGUGCCGGAAUUUCUGGAAUUGCACAGGACAUGCAACGAGUGCUCAGGUGUUCAGACUCGUGCAACUGUGGCAACAUCAAACUUGUGGCUAAAGAUUUUCCUCAGUGUCAGAAUCGUAGCACAAUUUAUGUGCGAAAAGCGGUCAGUAUCUCCAUUUUUGGGAAAAUACACUUGUCAAGUCCAUUGUGCAUCCUGCUGGUCAACUUGGGGAUUUUGGGUGACCAUGUGCUGCAAAUGGCACAAAUGCUGCCAGCACAUACAUAUCACUGUAUGCUGUCAUACUGAGGGUUGAAAGGGCAACAUUUGUGAUAUAUUUGACACAGCAUCAUGCACUAAUCACCACUAUGCUUCCCCAUUCUGCUUAGUACAUGGUGAUUUGAUUAAACCCUAAUUUUCAAUGCGCCAAGUCACACAAGGCUUAGGAUAACAUACUGCAAUAGUAGUGCUGUUGUGAAAGCUACUGAUGUAACGUGAAAUGUUGCAGGUGCUAAUAAGUCUUCCAAAUGAGUAACAAGGCAUUGCAUCGUCCAUGUUCCACUGAGGAAGCGUUCUGCUUUGUGUUGUCCUUUGGCAUCACUCACCUUCAGUUUUUAGACCGAAAACCUCAUUUUGCAAAUGAAUGUUUGGUUUACGCUCAGAUAGUGGUCAUGAAUAACCUUACAGCUGGCGUCAACGAGCAACUUGUUAAAACAAUUGUGGAUUGCAGGCUCAUACCGGUGGAGACUUGUCCACUCCUGUCGGAACUGUCACAACUGCUGUGACAGUGUGUGUGACCCAUGUGCUCUGUGCACAAUGAAACCAAAAUAUUUUUCUUUUAGUUUCCGAAUUUUUUAAACAAAACUGCUUGACAACGUAUUGCAUUCCCUACCAAGGAGGUUACUUCCCAGUUCACUCCUUACAAGGGAAUAAAUUUGAGAUUUUAUGGAAUGACGACUGGUUGCAAGAUGCAGAGUUGUUAAUGUCGUGUAGUCCUCUGUGCAUUUAGUUAAGGGGAUGUGUUGUCUAUGCUAGAACGAUAUGCAGUACAGUCGAACUCCUUUAUAGUGAACACCUUUUUAACGAAAAUACCACUACAGCAAUUUUUUUUUGCGGUCCUGCUGGAGCCUAUAGGUCCAAUAAUGGACAUCCUUUUUAACGAAAAUCCCUUUACUGCGAAUUUUUUUUGCUGUCCCCUGUGUUUCGUUGUAAAGGAGCUUGACUCCAACAGUGAAGCCUUCUUUCAUAUACACAACCUUUUGUGUAGCAGACUACGUUUCUUCAUGUGGAAAAAGUUUGUAAAGGUACACAAAUAUAUGCAAGAAAGGUCGCACGUGAACAGUAAAUGGCGUGAGGGAAAAGCAGAAAUGAAACAUGAUUGAAAAGAAAAAUGUGUGCGACUCUUUUUCCCUCUCACCAUUUAUUGUUAACAUGGGACUUUUCUUGUAUACAUCUAACUUGUACAAAUGUUUUGCAACUGAAGAAAUGUAGUUUACGACAAAAACUUUUGUAUACAUGCUAUUGGGUAUUAAAGAAGGCUUCGCUGUUAGAUUUCCUGCAUAUUGUAACUGUUCUGGAUGCUGGCUGCAUUCUUCCCUACUGUUUCCAUAGUAGAACCCGAGAAAAUGCUAUACACGUGUUUGCAUUUAUGAACAAAGCCAAGAAAGUGCAAUAUUUCUUUUUGUUGUUUCGUGUUAUAUAUUUUUAUGUAGCAUUUACUAUGUUAUGCAAGUUCAUCAGUGAAGUUCACGAAACUCACGACCAGGACGUUUUCUUCUUCUUUAUUUUUGGAAGGUGUUUUUUCCAGGGAGGCAGCACAGGGCUCGUUACAGGGUUUCCCGUUGUAUUUUUUCGUACAGUACAGAGACAGGGAUAGCUAUCUACUGAUUAUAGUCGUAAAAGAGAGACUCAUGCAUUCUUAACACCACGACAAUGGGUACUUGAAAAGGUCCUACUGUCAAAAAAGACAAACGUUAUCCGCGGACUUUGAUUAUCUAAUGUGAUGAGGAAAUCCCACAAAAAAACAAAAAAAAAAAAAACUUGAGUCUCAGUAGUGUCAUGCAAAUGCUUCCUUCAGUUGUCGCUAAAUGCCAGAAUUUCAAUACCUCUUCAACGUCACUUUUUAUACGCGAAUAGCAACGGAUCACUUUAUAAAGGAUGCAAAAUCUCUGUUCCGAAAUAUGUGGCCUGGGCACCAUGCACAAUGAGCCUACUUAUGUACACUUAUACAAAUCAUUAAAUAAAAGUUUUUCUUAAAAAAAGAAAGA
This is a messenger RNA of Ornithodoros turicata, 3450 nucleotides long. Its product is annotated as mitogen-activated protein kinase 14A-like. Gene Ontology annotation, molecular function: ATP binding; MAP kinase activity. Gene Ontology annotation, cellular component: cytoplasm; nucleus. The coding region runs from base 152 to 1492 and encodes 446 amino acids. Gene Ontology annotation, biological process: intracellular signal transduction; protein phosphorylation. The transcript has 13 exons. NCBI's taxonomy places the organism in Eukaryota, Metazoa, Arthropoda, Arachnida, Ixodida, Argasidae. The record is from RefSeq and is a predicted model, not a curated record.